Nicotiana tabacum (common tobacco) is the source of this 3952-nucleotide messenger RNA. Its product is annotated as putative pre-mRNA-splicing factor ATP-dependent RNA helicase DEAH5. Gene Ontology annotation, molecular function: RNA helicase activity; ATP binding; RNA binding. Gene Ontology annotation, cellular component: catalytic step 2 spliceosome; intracellular anatomical structure. Lineage: Eukaryota; Viridiplantae; Streptophyta; Magnoliopsida; Solanales; Solanaceae. Gene Ontology annotation, biological process: mRNA splicing, via spliceosome; spliceosomal complex disassembly. The record is from RefSeq and is a predicted model, not a curated record.
GCAACUGUUGCCCAAACCGGAACUACGUCGGUUUCCUCUCCUUAACCAGCUCAGAUUGAUAAUUUCCAUCAAAUACAUAUUAUAGUGCCAAUUCCCCUUCUUCAAAAUCCCACGAUCAGUCUCAAACGGUAAGUCUCUAAAACCCUAAUUUCAUAUAGGAAGCAAUUUGUGUGUAUAUUUCGUGCCUUUGGAUUUGUUAAAAUGGGAGCUGAAGAAGAUGGACUAAAGAAAUUAGAAUAUCUUUCUUUAGUUUCAAAAGUUUGUUCAGAGCUCGAGACCCAUUUAGGGUUCGGUGAUAAAGUAUUAGCUGAGUUUAUUACGGAGCUUGGUCGAAAGUGCGAGACAGUGGACGAAUUUGAUCGGAAAUUAAAAGAAAAUGGUGCUGAAAUGCCGGAUUAUUUUGUCCGCACAUUAUUGACCAUAAUUCAUGCCAUUUUGCCUCCUAAGGUGAAGUCCAAGUUAGAGAAUGAGUUGAGUAAGGAUGAUUCUGAAUUUUCGGCAUUGAAAAUUAGGGAUGAUAGAGAUAGAGUGAAGGAAUUAGAGAAGGAGAUUGAGUUGGAGGCAAAGAGUAAGAGGGGGAAGGAUGAGGAAGAAGAUUUUGAUAGGAAUAGGCAUGACAGGAGGCGAGAGAGGGAUCGAGAUGAUAGAAGAGAACGGGGCAAGGAUAGGCAUAGGGAUAGGGGUAGGGAUUGGGAUGAUGGGGAUAGGGGUAGGGAGAGCGAGAGGGAUAGAGACUGGGAUAAUCAUGGUGAUGAUAGAGUUGAAUAUAAGGGCCGGGAAAGGCAUAGGGAUCGGGAGCGGGAUAGGAAUAAAUAUGAGAAGAAUAGGAGAGAUGGGUAUGGGGAAGGUGAGGAGGAUGUUAUGAGGUCUGGGAGGCAUCAGGACAGGAACAAGUAUGAGAAGAACAGAAGAGAUGGGUAUGAGGAGGAUGGGAAUGAUGAAAGAAGGAAGGGGAGGUUUCCGUCGAAUGAGCUUGAGUUGUAUGGAGUGUAUAAGGGGAGGGUGUCGAGGGUGAUGGAUUCUGGUUGUUUCGUUCAGCUGAAUGAUUUUAGGGGGAAAGAAGGGUUGGUGCAUGUUUCCCAGCUUGCUACUAGAAGGGUUUCAAAUGCAAAAGAUUUGGUAAAGCGUGACCAGGAGGUUUAUGUGAAGGUGAUCUCUAUUAGUGGGCAGAAGCUGAGUCUGUCGAUGAGAGAUGUUGAUCAGACUACUGGAAGGGAUUUGUUGCCAUUGAAGAAGAGUUCGGAUGAUGAUGGAUUGAGGGCGAAUCCUUCGGGGAUGAACAAUGAGGGUUCUAAGACAAGGAUUGGUCUUUCAGGUAUCAGGAUUAAAGAGGAGGAAGAUGUUGUUCCAUCACGACGACCGUUGAAGAGAAUGAGUUCUCCCGAAAUAUGGGAAGCAAAACAACUCAUAGCUGCAGGUGUUAUGAGUGUAAAGGAAUUUCCUAUGUUUGAUGAAGAGGGGGAUGGGGUGCUAUAUCAGGAAGAGGGUGCGGAAGAAGAGCUUGAGAUUGAGUUGAAUGAAGAUGAACCCCCUUUCUUGCAAGGCCAGAGUCGGUAUUCAGUGGAUAUGUCCCCUGUUAAAAUAUUUAAAAAUCCUGAAGGAUCCUUGAGUCGUGCUGCAGCACUUCAAUCAGCUUUGAUUAAAGAGAGAAGGGAAGUGAGGGAACAGCAACAGAGAACAAUGCUAGAUUCCAUCCCGAAGGAUCUUAACAGACCAUGGGAAGACCCAAUGCCGGAGACUGGUGAGAGGCAUCUGGCACAGGAAUUGAGGGGUGUCGGUUUAUCUGCCUAUGACAUGCCGGAAUGGAAAAAGGAUGCUUAUGGUAAAGCCUUGACCUUUGGGCAGAGGUCUAAACUAUCUCUCCAGGAGCAGAGGAAGAGCCUUCCAAUUUACAAGUUGAAGAAUGAACUGGUACAGGCUGUCCAUGAUAAUCAGGUCCUUGUCGUCAUUGGCGAGACAGGUUCUGGCAAGACAACACAGGUGACACAGUAUUUAGCUGAGGCAGGGUAUACAACGAAGGGCAAAAUUGGAUGUACUCAACCUCGUCGAGUGGCUGCUAUGUCAGUGGCUAAGAGAGUUGCUGAGGAAUUUGGUUGUCGUUUAGGGGAAGAAGUUGGUUAUGCUAUCCGUUUCGAGGAUUGUACUGGACCAGAAACUGUUAUAAAGUAUAUGACUGAUGGUAUGCUUCUGAGGGAGAUUCUGAUUGAUGAAAAUUUGUCCCAGUAUUCAGUCGUAAUGCUUGAUGAAGCGCACGAGAGAACCAUUCACACUGAUGUUCUCUUCGGACUGCUUAAGCAACUUGUGAAGAGGAGACCUGACCUCCGUCUGAUAGUCACAUCUGCAACCUUGGAUGCAGAGAAAUUUUCUGGAUAUUUCUUCAACUGCAACAUCUUUACAAUUCCAGGAAGAACUUUUCCAGUAGAGGUGCUUUACACUAAACAACCAGAAAGCGAUUACCUUGAUGCAGCUUUAAUCACUGUACUACAGAUCCACUUGACAGAACCUGAAGGUGACGUCCUCCUUUUCCUGACUGGUCAAGAGGAGAUUGAUUAUGCUUGCCAGUGUCUGUACGAGAGGAUGAAAGGGCUAGGUAAAAAUGUUCCUGAACUGAUUAUUUUACCUGUCUAUAGUGCUCUGCCCAGUGAAAUGCAAUCUAGAAUUUUUGAUCCUGCCCCUCCUGGGAAGAGAAAAGUGGUUGUUGCUACGAAUAUUGCUGAAGCUUCAUUGACUAUCGAUGGUAUAUAUUAUGUUAUUGAUCCUGGAUUUGCAAAGCAAAAUGUGUACAAUCCAAAACAGGGGCUUGAUUCUUUGGUGAUAACUCCAAUUUCACAAGCAUCAGCAAAGCAACGAGCUGGGCGUGCUGGAAGAACAGGACCUGGUAAAUGCUACCGCCUAUACACGGAGAGUGCGUUCCACAAUGAAAUGUCUCCUACUAGCAUCCCUGAAAUCCAGAGGAUAAAUCUUGGGAACACUGUACUUAUGAUGAAAGCUAUGGGAAUUAAUGAUCUUUUGUCGUUUGAUUUCAUGGACCCUCCUUCCCCUCAGGCUCUGGUAUCAGCCAUGGAACAGUUGUAUACUCUUGGAGCACUGGAUGAAGAGGGGCUCCUAACAAAAUUGGGAAGGAAAAUGGCAGAAUUUCCAUUGGAUCCUCCUUUGUCCAAGAUGCUCCUCGCCAGUGUGGACCUUGGUUGUAGCGAUGAGAUCUUGACCAUCAUUGCAAUGAUUCAAACUGGCAAUAUCUUCUACAGACCAAGAGAAAAACAAGCUCAGGCUGAUCAGAAAAGAGCCAAGUUUUUUCAGCCUGAGGGUGAUCAUCUGACCUUGCUUGCUGUUUACGAGGCUUGGAAAGCCAAAAACUUUUCUGGGCCAUGGUGUUUUGAAAAUUUUGUUCAAUCUCGAUCUCUUAGGAGGGCACAAGAUGUCAGGAAACAACUCCUCUCCAUUAUGGACAAGUAUAAAUUGGAUGUUAUGAGUGCCGGAAAAAACUUUACAAAGAUCCGCAAGGCUAUUACAGCAGGUUUCUUUUUUCAUUCUGCCAGAAAGGAUCCUCAAGAGGGUUAUAGAACCCUUGUUGAAAACCAGCCCGUUUACAUCCAUCCUAGCAGUGCACUUUUUCAAAGACAACCGGACUGGGUUAUUUACCAUGAGCUGGUGAUGACAACUAAGGAAUACAUGCGUGAAGUCACUGUUGUAGAUCCGAAAUGGCUUGUGGAAUUGGCGCCGAGAUUCUUCAAAGUGUCUGACCCAACUAAAUUGAGCAAGCGCAAGAGACAAGAACGCAUUGAACCCCUUUACGAUAGAUACCAUGAGCCUAACUCAUGGCGGUUGAGUAAAAGGAGAGCUUGAUCUUUUUGCUUUUUCUAUUUUUCAUGGGUUAAUGCUGUGACCUUAACCACUUGUUUGUUCGGUGUAAAAGAAUAUUGUUCUAUUUUAAAGUAUAAUUUUGGUCUUA